This is a messenger RNA of Fibroporia radiculosa, 639 nucleotides long. RefSeq lists its product as uncharacterized. Gene Ontology annotation, biological process: DNA repair. The transcript is spliced from 7 exons. The coding region runs from base 1 to 639 and encodes 212 amino acids. NCBI's taxonomy places the organism in Eukaryota, Fungi, Basidiomycota, Agaricomycetes, Polyporales, Fibroporiaceae. The record is from RefSeq and is a predicted model, not a curated record.
AUGGCCGACAAGAUUUUCAAAGAAUACCAGGAACAAGGUGCGAAGGGGGAACUGCUAUUUCGUAGAUGGCCUUUACGAGCGGUAUGUGCGCCAAUUAUCAUCUUGCGUGUAGCCAUGAGCCAAAUCGUUUUAUCCACUUCUGGAAUAGCACAAAUAGGCACGUUGUUGACCAAUUAUUUUUCUCAAAAUACUGGCGAACCGUAUCAGUAUGUCGGAGGAACGAAUAAUACCGUCUCUUGGAAUGUAGCUCCUACGGCUGUCGUACAGGCGCUGAAACUAAUUCAGCAGCGUAUGAAAGACGCACUUAAUAUGACGUCCAGUUUCAACGAGGUGCUUAGCGCUGCAUAUAUGGAGAAGCAAAAAAUGGCUUUCCACAGCGAUAGCGAAAGAGGACUGGGACCGACUGUGGCCUCUCUCUCUCUCGGGUCUGCUGCGUAUAUGCACUUUCGUUUACACGCCCAGUACAGCGAUGAUUUGGGAAAAGGGUCCUCCAGGAAUGCGCUAACCCUCUACCUUCGUCAUGGUGAUGUUGUAGUCAUGGCUGGCGAUGGCGUGCAGAAAUUCUAUGAACACACCGUCGUACCAGUGAACUUUCGCAUUGCUGCGACGGCGCGCUCUAUUGAUAGUUCUAAUCAUUGA